UAUAAAUUUCGGCGCGUUUCUUCUCUCCCUUCCCAUUCUUCAUUUAUUUUCCUUAUUUUUAUUCUUUCAAUUUUCUCCCUUUAUCCUUUAAAAAAGCUCUUUAAGCGGCUUUAAAGUGCUUUGAAUUAAAGUUGCUUUUUGUGAAAAGAUUUGCGAAUUUUUUUUUGUAAAAAUUUGUAAGUUGGUGACCUGCAAAAUUUUUUUAUCGAUUUUUUUCUGAAAUUUAUUUUUGGAUUUUUUGUCUUUUCCAUUCAUUUUCUUUGUCUUAAAAUAAAAAAAAAUUUUUUUUUUCAGAUUUUUCAAAAUUUAUUUUAAAUGACUGAAAGUGAGCUUCUCACCAGAAAUCCUCAAUUGACAUUACACACACCUCAUCAACACAGCCAGCAGCAAUUACAACAACAGCCUUCGACGUCUUUAUUGCUUAACCCUCAUGUACGACUUGAGUCGAGGCCUGAAACUUUUACAGCUUCAAAUUUGAUCAAUUCUUUGGAGACUAAUUAUCAUAGCAUUUUUGAACGUUUUGGCAAUUCACCACUUACAGAAACAACUCAAUAUUUGACAAACAAUAUUAUUGACCCUAAAGAGGCAAAACAUUUAAUAGAUGGAUUUCUUUGUGGUGUUUUGGUUGAUGCACCAAAUGCUGAAAAGCAUUUUACCUGCAUCAAAACUCUAGCAAUUUCAACAGAUCAAUGGAUGAGCCUUUUAACUUCAUUCAAUAUUUUAACUUUGGAAUGUUUUCCAUUUAUGAAACAUUCAUGCAAACAACAACUUUUAUAUUUUAUUGAUGAAACUUUAAAAUUACAACUUAGAACAAAUUUAGACUCUUCUUUUACAAAUAUUUGCAGAGCACUUUCUGAUGGCACAGAUUUCAAAGAGACUUGUCAAAUAGUCCAUCAAUUUGCUCAUCGUUUAUUAUCUUCACAUCAAAAAUUGGCAACAUUUCCUCGAAAUUCUUCAUUUCCACCAACAGCAUUUGCCUUAUUUUCUCGUUUUAUUAGUGAUGCUCAAUUAGUUGCGAAUGCUGGAGUUAUGAAUUUGGAAAGUUUUAAGGCGCCUUUAGUUGAAAUUUGUGUAAUUUUGGUUCGUGAACGUUUUCCCGAUCUUCUACAACUUGGACACGAUUUGUUUUUGCUAUUAUUGCGUCUUUCUAGAGUUUCACAAUUUGUGCCUAUAUGGCGUACUUUGUUACACAAUCCAUCUGCUAUGGCCCCUAAAUUUAAUGGUUUACAACAACUUUUGAGCAUUCCAACUUCAAGUGGUCUUUUAUCUCACAGAGUUAGUUUAAGAAUAAGCAGAAAAAUGGCUGAAAUUCUUAAAAAUCAUAUUCGUAUAUCUUCUUUAAAUGCUACAAAUCCUUCAUUGGCAGCACAAUUAAAAUCUGAAUUAAAUAAACAGUUUGAAGCGUUGAAAGCUAUGCAUUUGAGUGGACCUGACAGUGGCAGUAUUCGUGCAGAAAUUAUUAGGCAUGUUUGGGCAUUUAUUGAGCCGAAAGAGUUUAAUUCUCAUUCUAAUGAAGCACGCGCUACACUUCUUGGAUGGUUAUUACGAACAGCUAAGCCUGGUGCUGAACUUCAAUGGUGUAAAUUGUCAUUCUUUUGGGAGUGGUUUGGUUUUGAUCCAUCUAUACCCAAUUCACAUUUGGCUGCUGAACCAGUAAUCUCUACACUUCGACAUUUAUUAAAUACAGGCCAUACUCCUUUGGGAAAUUCACUUGUUGAUUUUUUGAUUAAGUCAACCAGCGUUCUUUAUCCACCAUUAAAUUUCUUUUUUGUAAAUUCUAUCACUGCAGCAAUGAAAUCAUUGGAAACGACUGCUUGUUUGCAAGUUUCACCAGUCUUUCUUCACAGCAAAUUAGACCAAAUAUUACGUGAUCAAUUUCGUUCAACUUUUCCAGAUUUUUUUCCAAAACGUUUAACAUCUAUAGCAGAUAAUUUGGCAGCUCCAUCUUCUAUAAUUGAUUUUGAAGCUAUUCGGAAAACAACAACAAAUUCAUCUACAAGUUGUACAAGUUUAGUUAAUAAACAAUCAAAUGUUGGUGUGACAACAGAAAAUUUGAUGGAAAACGAGAAACUCGAAAAAAAUGUUUUGAUUAAUGGAAGGGUGGUUAUGGGUGGAGGAGUAGGUGGGGGAUCAAAUGUCGUCUCUAGCAGUACCAAUGAAUCUAAAUUGUCAACAACUUCAAGCAGUACAGGGCAAAUUAAAGUAGAACCUGAAGGUGUGGGAGGAGAAGGUUUCGGAAAAAAUUUAAAAAAUGUUGGAGAGAGUGUAAGGGAAGGAGGAAGAGAAAUUGGUGGAGGGAUAGGAGGAGGAGGAAAGGAAAAGGAAGGUGGAGGAGGAGGAACAAUUUUGAGAACAACUUCAGGAACUCGUAGACCUUUAACUACAUCAACCUCAUCAAUAGAAAUAUCCACUUCCCCGUUAAAGAAAAAAUUAAAAAAAGAGGAAGAAGCUGGUGGACGUUCUCCUCAACUUGAUAAAUUUAAAAAAGAAAAGAAGAAGGAAAUAAAACAACAAAAAUUAUUGAAGAAAAAUGAAGGAGGAGGAAUUAAUAAUAAUUCUAAAUUGACUUCAAAUUAUGUUGGCGGUGAAGCAGCAACAACGAAAAAAUUUGGAAGCGAACUAGCAGUAAAAUCAUCAAAAAGUGACGAUUCUUUACAAUUAACAAUUGCUGAGGAUGAAGAGGAGGAGGAGGAGGAAGAUAAUGAGAAGGAAGAAGGAAAUGUAUGGGAGGAUGAGGAUAAAGAAGAAAUUGAAGAAAAGGAUGGUGAGGAUGAUGAAGCAGACUUACAAAGUACUUCAAAACGUUUACCUUUAACUUCACUUUUGCCAAUGGUUAGAGAAGAAUUUCGUGAACAUUUGGAAGGAAUGUUUAAAGCAAUAAAAAAGAAGCAACAACAACAAAAUUUGUCUUUAGAUGAAGCGAUUAAUUCAAUGCAAAAUUUGUUGGAUAGUAUUUUUGAUGCGGUUUGUUUGUUGAUUUUUUAGAGGAAAAUUGGGAGGUUUUUUAGGAAUAGUUGUGGUAAUUUGGGGCACUUGUCUCAGGGAAAAUUUUUUUAAAGAGGAUAAAAUGAGGGGGAAAUUAUUUUCUAUUUUUGGAAACUGAGGGUGAAGAGUAUCAUGAUAAGAAAAAAAAGAAAAUGUAUGGGAAGAAGAUUUUUGGUGUUGAAACUUACAAAACUUUUUUAGAUGUUU
Molecule: messenger RNA, 3192 nt
Organism: Meloidogyne enterolobii
Lineage: Eukaryota; Metazoa; Nematoda; Chromadorea; Rhabditida; Meloidogynidae
Source: the annotation of a GenBank genome assembly